Messenger RNA from Eptesicus fuscus (big brown bat), 5050 nucleotides. RefSeq names its product mannosidase alpha class 1A member 2 (gene MAN1A2). Gene Ontology annotation, biological process: N-glycan processing; carbohydrate metabolic process. Gene Ontology annotation, molecular function: calcium ion binding; mannosyl-oligosaccharide 1,2-alpha-mannosidase activity. Gene Ontology annotation, cellular component: endoplasmic reticulum; Golgi membrane; extracellular exosome. The transcript has 13 exons. The record is from RefSeq and is a predicted model, not a curated record. NCBI's taxonomy places the organism in Eukaryota, Metazoa, Chordata, Mammalia, Chiroptera, Vespertilionidae. The coding region runs from base 835 to 2757 and encodes 640 amino acids.
CGCCGGGAGGAGGAGGAAGAGGUGGAGGAGGAGGAGGAGCCGGCGGGGCGGCCCGCGCUCCCUCCCCGCGCACACGCCCGGGCUCCUCAGUGGCCGCCCGAGGAGGAAGUUCCGCUCCUGACAGAGCCGCGCGGUAGCGACAGCGGCUACGCGGCGGCGGCCGGGAGGGCGCUGGGGCUCGGGACGCGGAUGCCCUUCGCGCCGGCCGGCCGGUGGGCAGCGUCGAGCUCUCCGCGGAGCUGGGGCCGCGUCGGGAGGCGCGGGCGUCCGAGACCCGCCGCCUCUCCGCCCGGCGAGGUGGGAGACCGCCCUCCCUGUUGGCCGACUUCCGAGGAGACCCUGAUUUUUCCACCGCCGACGGUGAGAGACUCCGGGACCGACGCGCCCGAGGAGGUGAAGGGCACCCUUUUCUAACUCCUCGGGUCCGGCCUGGCUGCCUUUGGGGGCGGGAGACCCCGUUGGAGCAUCGCCGGGCGCCGGCAUGGACGAACCCACCUUGCAUCCUUGCUGCGGCGUUGCCCGCCUGAUCCACCCCGAGGCAUGAGGAGGACGCUGGUGGGAACCCCGACGAGGUCCUGGGCACCCAUGGCCAAGGAGCGACCACAGGACGUCCGCUGGUGAAUUUGGGGGGGCCACGCAUGUUCCUGAAUGUUUCUGGGCAGGCGUGAAGAGGUGCCCUAUUGAAAAAGCACAGCGAUCCUUGACGAGGAGAGCAUUUUGAAUUUCCCCGUGUUUUUUUUUUUUUUUGGCCAAGAUUUUGAAGGUGGUUCCAUGUAUCGUGCACUCGACAUCAGAUGAGAACUUGAUGAGAUCUUUUGUCCAAGAGCGUGAACGAUGACCGCCCCGGCCCUGCUGCCCCUGUCUGGACGGAGGAUCCCGCCCCUGAACUUGGGGCCGCCUUCCUUCCCGCAUCACAGAGCUACCUUGAGACUUUCCGAGAAGUUCAUCCUCCUCCUCAUCCUAAGUGCCUUCAUCACCCUGUGUUUUGGGGCAUUCUUCUUCCUUCCGGACUCUUCCAAGCACAAACGCUUCGAUCUGGGUUUGGAGGAUGUGCUCAUUCCUCACGUAAAUGCCAACAAAGGGGCCAAAAACCCUGGAGUCUUCCUGAUUCACGGACCCGAUGAACCCAGACACAGGGAAGAAGAGGAACGUUUGAGGAAUAAAAUUCGAGCCGAUCAUGAGAAGGCCCUGGAAGAAGCAAAAGAAAAAUUAAAAAAGUCGAGAGAGGAAAUACGAGCAGAAAUUCAGACAGAGAAAAAUAAGGUAGUCCUAGAAAUGAAGAUGAAAGAGAAAAAGCCACUACCACCAGUCCCUAUACCAAACCUUUCAGGAAUAAAUGGUGGAGAUCCAGAAGAUAAUGACAUAAGAACGAAAAGGGAAAAAAUUAAAGAGAUGAUGAAACAUGCCUGGGAUAAUUAUAGGAUAUAUGGAUGGGGACAUAAUGAACUCAGACCUAUUGCAAAGAAAGGACACUCUACUAAUAUAUUUGGAAGUUCACAAAUGGGUGCUACCAUAGUAGAUGCUUUGGAUACCCUUUAUAUCAUGGGACUCCAUGAUGAAUUCCGAGAUGGGCAAAAAUGGAUUGAAGACAGUCUUGAUUUCAGUGUGAAUUCAGAGGUGUCUGUGUUUGAAGUCAACAUUCGAUUUAUUGGAGGCCUACUCGCAGCAUAUUACCUUUCAGGAGAGGAGAUAUUCAAGAUUAAAGCAGUCCAAUUGGCUGAGAAACUCCUUCCUGCCUUUAACACACCUACUGGGAUUCCCUGGGCAAUGGUGAAUCUGAAAAGUGGAGUCGGGCGGAACUGGGGCUGGGCAUCUGCGGGUAGCAGCAUUCUUGCUGAAUUUGGGACACUGCAUAUGGAGUUUGUCCACCUCAGCUACUUGACAGGGGAUCCGGUUUACUACAAAAAGGUCAUGCACAUUCGGAAGCUACUUCAGAAAAUGGAUCGUCCAAAUGGUCUUUAUCCAAAUUAUUUGAACCCAAGAACAGGUCGCUGGGGUCAAUAUCAUACAUCAGUUGGCGGGCUGGGAGACAGUUUUUAUGAAUACUUACUGAAAGCAUGGUUGAUGUCAGAUAAAACAGACCUUGAGGCAAGAAAUAUGUAUGAUGAUGCUAUUGAGGCUAUAGAAAAACAUCUUAUUAAGAAAUCCCGUGGAGGCCUUACUUUUAUUGGAGAAUGGAAGAAUGGGCACCUGGAGAAGAAGAUGGGGCAUUUGGCCUGCUUUGCUGGGGGAAUGUUUGCACUUGGAGCAGAUGGUUCCAGGAACAAAGCUGGUCAUUAUUUAGAGCUAGGGGCAGAAAUUGCACGUACAUGCCACGAGUCAUAUGAUAGAACUGCAUUAAAGCUAGGUCCUGAGUCCUUCAAGUUUGAUGGUGCAGUAGAGGCGGUGGCAGUCCGGCAGGCUGAGAAGUAUUACAUCCUCCGUCCAGAAGUCAUCGAAACCUACUGGUACCUGUGGCGAUUCACUCACGAUCCAAGAUACAGGCAGUGGGGCUGGGAAGCAGCUCUGGCUAUUGAGAAGUAUUGCCGAGUCAGCGGGGGGUUCUCUGGGGUGAAGGAUGUUUAUUCCUCGACUCCUGCCCAUGACGAUGUGCAGCAGAGCUUCUUUCUCGCUGAAACAUUAAAGUAUUUGUAUCUGCUGUUCUCCGGUGAUGACCUUUUACCUUUAGACCACUGGGUGUUCAAUACAGAGGCUCACCCUCUGCCCGUGUUGCAUUUAGCCAACACCACACUUUCAGGAAAUCCUGCUGUUCGAUGAAAGCAGCUCCAGAAAGACCAUUCUCACCUGUGUUUUGUUUACAUGGACCCUACAGAGGAGUCUGGAGAGGGGCUUCUGAAAACCCGAACCUCUACGUCAACAUGGCAGGGUGAAACAUGACUCGCUCCCCACAGACUUUCAACUUGUAGAUAUCUCAACUUUGAAAUAAUUCCGUUUUAUACCUGACCAAAACGUACUCCGGUGUGUGUAGGAUGGAGACCUGGUAUACGGAGACCUGGAUUCUUAACGAGACGGUCACAUGAGCAAUUAGGCCAGUUACUCUCCGAUACUGUUUUUCGAGUCCAGGAACCUGGAGGCUUGACUUCUAAGAAUAAGCCAGAGCGUGGAGCGUCUUCAGGAGUCCGAGAUGGCCUUGGCACCAGUUUCAUUUGUCUCCUCCCGAAGUGGAGCAGCUUUCAAAUCAAAUAUUUACACAUUGUUUAACCCCCUUUUCUCCAUUUUUAAUAAUGGAAUGAACUAAAACAAGAACCAAAAAACAGUGUAACUGGAUCAGCAGCAAGAAGACUCGGAAAAGAAACAGAAAUACCCCUGUCUGAAUUUUCAAGUUCCCCGUUGGAUGACCAGACUGGCAACCAUUUCAAGUCCCAAUCCAUUCCAUUGAAAUUUCUUGGUUAAAUUUAAUUUUCUCUGGGGUGUGAUCUUACAAAGAAUUAUUCCUCAAGUCUUUGUCUCCAUAUGGAGUCAUUGAAGCUGUUUGUCAUGACCACUAUUUGUGAGCCUGGGUUGGGGAUUUGGUGCAUGUCGUUCAGUCUAGUGUUGGUAGCAUGACAAAAAGUGGAGGAAAUGCCAGUUUGUUGCCUUGAAACCUGUUCCAAGAGAAAGCGUUGGUUUUUUUGGUAGGAGGCUAUUUUUCCAAACCAGCAAAUCUACCAAGUACAUUUUAACCUCAUUAUAAACUUAGUAGAAUCCCUCAACUUACAACUAUAUUUAUGUGGCUGGGAAAAAUUCAUUAUACUGUUAUGGAGCUCUGAAUUUCCUUGGUGAGCUAAAUUACUUUCACAGCUUAUUAAAUCAAGAACAAAAUACAUACAGUAAAAUGUCCUUACGUAGUCUAUCUGAAAUGGGGACACGGGAUCCUUUAUUAUCUCAUCAGAUGACUAAGCUUUUCAAAAAUAUUCUUAUGUAAAAAUAAACUUAACUUUUAUUUUCUCCAAGGAUAUUUAAAGGAAUCCAAAGAGUUAACCAAAAUAGCUGCAAAAUAAAUUUUAGUAAUAAAAGUAAGAUGUAAUUAAUCAUAUUACACUGAAUUUGGGAUAGAGCUAAAGGAUUUUCUCAUGCCAUCAAUAGAUUUUGCAAAGAUAAUUCUUUUUAAAUAAAUUAAUUAUUUCUUUAUAUUUGGGGGAAGAACUUAAAUUUUAUCAAGAACUAUAUUGUAAGAUAAAUGUCUAAUGCUUAUACAUUUUCUGUCCCUUGAAUUUAUGUCAUAGUGCAGGACACUUUUUCUUCUUUAUAUUUAAUACAAACAGCUCCCAUUGAUAAUAAAAGUUGGGAGUAGUAUAAUUAGUCUAAUAUCUAGUCUGAAUUUGCAGAUUUCAUGAAAUAAUGUGCAAGAAGCCCACCUUGGAAUUCUGAAGGCCUAUUCCCUUAUUUUGAUACUUCUUUUUAACCUUUCAUGGGCAUGUAGAUUUAAAUUGGGAAAAAAUUUACAAAUUCAUAUAAAUAUUUUCUAAGGGUGAUCAUCUUAUCCCACAAAUAGUCAGUCUUCACAUUUCAGCAAAUGAUCAAUAAUGAUAACCACUCCCAAGUUUUUCAGUAUACAUAGAAAAUAAGGAUGUGGAGCCAGAUAUAUUAUUUAAGUCUUUAAGAGAGUUUGGUUUUAGCUCAUAUUUUGAAAUUGUAAUAUCUUUUACUACUUGAAAAUUAAGAUUUUAAAUGAGAAGGAUAGAUGACUGUUACUUCAGAAGAGAAAAGGAAAGAAAGUAUUUGGUUCUAAAAAAUAAAAAACUUGAGUUGACAACGACCCAGAAUGGCUGUGUAGAUGGCAAGGAACCCUUCCUUGCUUAGUUCAGAAGAAUUCAGAGUUAGGGGCCCUUCUGGGUUCCCCAGGAAGCUCUCAAGGAAUCAGACACAACGCUCACUCCCGAAGUGCUCUGUUGUAUUUCUCAAACGACUGAGCGUAAAGGAAGGCAAAGAAGUGUACAAGCAAAGAGUCUGAGAGGGACAGUGGGAGGGUCUUCACCACGCCCCUGCCCUCCUUGUGAGCUUAUGGUAAUGCGUCCAGUUUUUCCUUCUGGAUACCAAAGGCGAUUAAAUUAAAGUCAGCUGCAAAUGA